Osmerus eperlanus (European smelt) is the source of this 9993-nucleotide messenger RNA. It is a transcript of the gene shank3a, whose product is annotated as SH3 and multiple ankyrin repeat domains 3a. Gene Ontology annotation, cellular component: postsynaptic density; postsynaptic membrane; dendritic spine. Gene Ontology annotation, molecular function: synaptic receptor adaptor activity; ionotropic glutamate receptor binding. The record is from RefSeq and is a predicted model, not a curated record. NCBI's taxonomy places the organism in Eukaryota, Metazoa, Chordata, Actinopteri, Osmeriformes, Osmeridae.
GCUGUGUGUAUGUUCACAGCGGCUCAGUGGAAGAUUGGCAAAUCUACAGUUCAAACCUGGAUGGGGAUUCUUCUCAUAGUUGGAUAAUUUGCUACUUGAGAAAUGCUGCUGUGUCUCCAUGGUAACAAGAAGUCUUGGUUUUCUCUCCCGUGCCCCCUAAAACUCCACAUCUACUUCAGAGGGCGAGUGAUGCAUGCUGCAAGCGGUGUGUGUGUGCAGCAAGAGUGAGAGAGCAAACGGUGUGUGUGUGUGCAGAGAGAGAGAGAGAGAGAGAGAGAGAGAGAGAGAGAGACACAGACAGAGCCCCUCAAACGGAGCAUGCCUCUGCGUCCGGCAGCCGGCAAACAUGAGCCACCCAGCCCUCCACGGCAGGACCAGCAGCAGCACACACACACACACGCACACCCCUACACACACACAGCCAACGGCAGCCAGGGGGGCAGGUCUGACAGCGGCAGCUCCCAGGAAGAGGGCAGCGGUGUUCCCGCUUCCGUUUACGUUCCGGCUUUCCGACCGGCUCCGGAGCUGAGCUCUAGUUCAGGAGGACACAUGGAGGAGCCGCAGGGACACACGCUGGUCGUCCGCAUAGGAAUCCCAGACCUGCAACAGACGAAAUGUAUGAAGUUCGACGCGGACAGCUCCUAUUGGCUGUCCAAGCAGAGGAUCCUCUGCACUCUCAACCAGAGCCUGAAGGACGUCCUGAACUACGGCCUGUUCCAGCCAUCUCACAACGGCAAGGCCGGCAAGUUCCUGGAUGAAGAGCGCCAGCUGAGAGACUACCCCCUCCCCUCCAUCACCCCUGUACCCUACCUGGAGUUCCGCUAUAAGAGGCGUAUCUACACACAGAGCCACCUGGAUGACAAGCAGCUGUCUAAACUCCACACCAAGGCGAACCUGAAGAAGUUCAUGGAGUAUGUUCAGCAAAGGAACAUGGAGAAGAUCUCCAGGUUCCUGGAAAAAGGACUGGACCCCAACUUCCACGACCCAGAGACGGGAGAAUGUCCCCUGACAAUGGCGUCUCAGCUGGAGGGCUGUGCAGAGCUUAUCAAGGGGCUGAAGAGUGGAGGGGCUCACCUGGACUUCAGGACAAGAGACGGCAUCACUGCCUUGCACAAGGCUGUGCGCACCAAGAACCAUACAGCGCUCAUAACGUUGUUGGACCUGGGUGCAUCACCUGACUACAAGGACAGUCGAGGAUUGACGCCACUCUACCACAGCUCUAUGGUGGGAGGAGACCCCUACUGCUGUGAACUGCUGCUCCACGACCACGCUCAGGUGGGCUGUGUGGACGAGAACGGCUGGCAGGAGAUCCAUCAGGCAUGUCGCCACGGCCACGUGCAACACCUGGAACACCUGCUGUUCUACGGAGCCGACAUGAGUGGGCAGAAUGCGUCUGGAAACACAGCCCUGCACGUGUGUGCUCUCUACAACCAGAAAAAAUACAACCCCCAUCGCCGUAACAACCAGGGGGCGUGCCGGCUGACCGUCCCCUUGGCGACCAUGUCGGUGACCACGGGCUUCAGCUACCAGCUCCCUGGCAUUACCACGGUAACAUAUGUGUUUGUUUACAGCCCCGGGAGUGUGCAACGGGACCCCAGCCCACCGCCUCACACCCCUCCCGCGCUGACGGGCGCUCGCGGGCCCAAACGGAAACUCUACAGCGCCGUCCCAGGACGCACCUUCAUCGUGGUCAAGCCCUACACCCCACAGGGCGAGGGCGAGAUCCAGUUGAACCGAGGAGAGAGGGUCAAAGUGCUGAGUAUAGGUGAAGGAGGGUUUUGGGAGGGUACGGUCAAAGGGAGGACAGGCUGGUUCCCGGCAGACUGCGUGGAGGAGGUUCAGAUGAGGCAGUUCGACCCUCGACUAGAUCUGCCUGUGCUCUGCAGCAGGAUAGACGGCGUAGUGACCGUCGUCAAGGCGGAGCAGCCCUACUGCAUGUGUCGUGGAGGCUACCAGGCUGAGACGCCCAUCGAGGAGUUUACGCCCACCCCAGCCUUCCCUGCGCUGCAGUACCUGGAGUCUGUGGACGUGGAGGGAGUGGCCUGGAGAGCAGGGCUGAGGACUGGAGACUUCCUCAUCGAGGUGAACGGGGUGAAUGUGGUGAAGGUGGGCCACAAGCAGGUGGUGUCUCUGAUCCGUCAGGGAGGCAACGCGCUGCUGAUGAAGGUGGUCUCUGUCACGCGCAAACCCGAGUCUGAGGAGGUGGUCCGCAAGAAAGCCCCCCCGCCACCCAAGAGGGCUCCCAGCACCACCCUGACUCUACGCUCCAAGUCCAUGACUGCUGAGCUGGAAGAACUGGCUUCUGCUCGGAGGAGAAGAGGAGAGAGGCUGGAUGAGAUGCUGGCCUCCCAGGAGCCCAUGCUGAGAGCCCAGCCCUCAGAGGUGGACUACAGAGCAGCCACCGUCAAACAGCGGCCCACCAGUAGAAGGAUCACACCCGCGGAGAUCAGUUCGCUGUUUGAGAGACAGGGGAUGACUCUACAUGGAGGUCUCCACCCAGGGAUGGAGAGGGGGCACAUGCAGCUGCCCAGAGGCAUGUCCAGGACCAAGUCCUUUGGUGCAUCUGAGGAGGAGCGUCUGUCUGCCCUGGCCGCUGAGCACCACUUCCCCCGCAGCUCCUCCAUGACGGACAGCCUGCGAGAACACGCCCAGCCCCACCCCAUCCCGCCUCCCCCGCAGACGGCCCCCCCGCCUCCCCCCUCCCACUACUACCUGGACACAGGCCCUCCCCCGGCCUUCUGCCCUCCCCCUCCUCCCGCCAGGGUCCACAGUCAGGGUCACGACCCGGGGGCGCGCUCCAGCUUCAAGCCGUCCUCUCUGGACUUGCCCUCGGAGGCGUCCUCGCGCCAAAGCUUCAGCCACGCCGAGAGACAGAAGAAGGCUCGCUCCAUGAUCAUCCUCCAAGACUCCUCCCAUCUCCCUGUCGAGCCGACCGACAUACCCCGCCCCUCCGCAACCGGCACACCCCCUGAGCGAAUCAAACGGAAAGGGCGGGUGAUUGACAACCCUUAUGCCAAUGUGGGCCAGUUUAGCAUUGGACUGUACACGCCCACCAAGCCCCAGCGCAAGAAAAGUCCACUUGUCAAACAGUUGCAGGUGGAGGACGCCCAGGAGAGAGCCAGCCUGGCCUUAGCUGCCGGACACUCCCGAGAGCCCUCCCCUUCUGGCCGGCACACCCACGGCCACGCGCACACACACACCAGCCGCGCAGACUACUACCAGCAGCAGCUGUUGGCGGAGCGCGAGCGCCUACGCGCCCAGGGAGAGGCUCUGCUUCAGGGGAAGGGCCCGUUCGCGGCAGCCAUCGCCGGAGCCGUGAAGGACCGCGAGCGCCGCCUGGAGGAGCGAAGGAAAUCCACCGUCUUCCUGUCCGUGGGGACCAUGGAGGGGGGGUCUGGACCUGACCCUGAGGCCCCCUCCCUCACUCAGUCGCGGUCCAUCGAUGAGCGGAUGCUCACAAGAGAGCUGGGCCAGUUGCCCCCCCCAGCGCUGGCCCUCCGGCCCUCCCUUGGAGGGACCACCUUUAUCCACCCGCUGACGGGCAAGCCCCUGGACCCCAACUCGCCCCUGGCUCUUGCGCUGGCCGCAAGGGAGAGGGCGCUGACGUCCCAGAGCCAGUCCCCAGCCAGCAGCCCAGAGCCCAGGACUAAACAGGAGCGGCCUGGCCUCUUCAGCGACACCCAGACCAAAGAGUCUCAGCAGGGGGAAGGGUCGCCUCCUUUCCCCCCACAGAGCACCAUGGUAGUGGGGUAUGGUGGAGUGGGAGCCCUUCCGGGGGCUGGAGCCGGUAAGGCCCAGUGGGGAACGUCUUCACCCGCCCUCCACCGUCAGGACAUGGAGGGAAGAGCACAGGACAGGAAGGAGGAGAAGAGGACAGAGGAUAAAAAGAGUAUGUUAAUCAGUAUCAUGGAUACUUCUCAGCAGAAGACUGCAGGCCUCAUCAUGGUCCAUGCUACCAGUAAUGGCCAGGCUGUCGGGCUUGGGGCUGGGUUGGAUCAGGCCCCCACCUCAACAACAUCUGAUCCCACCAAGCCCUCCAGUCCCCGGGCUGCUUCCCCCAGCCCCACACCUUCUCAACCCCAGGCCCAGACUCAGGCCCAGCCCCAGCCCCAACCACAGGCCCAACCACAGGCCCAACCACAGACCCAGCCACAGGCCCAGCCACAGACCCAGCCACAGGACCAGACAGCAGCCAGUCCAGGCCAAGAUAAGGCUUUGGUCCAGGGCAGCUCAGAGGAGGAUGUUGAGCCUUACACAGUGACACUGCCCCCCGCUAUGCUGUCGUCCAGUGACGAAGAAACCCGCGAGGAGCUGCGUAAGAUUGGGGUGGUCCCUCCACCAAACGAGUUUGCUAAUGGACUGCUGGCCCAGGCACAGGCCCAGGCAAAGGCACAGGCCAAAGCCCAGGCACAGGGGACCCCAACAUCCCCAACAAAACCUGCCACCACCUCCCCAACCACACCUCCUACCCAUAUACCCUUGACCCCCUUGGCCCCCACUCCCAUCCUGACCCCCACCCAGGCCCAGGCUCCCCACCUUCAGCCUACCCCCAGUGGAGCAGCCGUCUCAGGGAAGCCCUCGGAUCCUCUGGAGCCUCCGCCCAUGGGGGAGUCUGGCUCGGCGGCCGACUCUGGCGUGGAGGAAGCUGACACCCGCAGCUCCAGCGAGCGGGAGCGAGACCAUCACCUGGAGACCACCAGCACCGUCUCCACCGUCUCCAGCAUGUCCACGCUGUCCUCGGAGAGCGGCGAGCCCGCCGACACACACACCACACACACCUCCUACGCCGACGGGCAGACCUUCGUGCUGGACAAGCCACCUGUGCCUCCUAAGCCCCGACUCAAGUCCCAGAUAGGAGGCAGUAAAGGCCCUGUCACCUUCAGGGACCCUCUGCUGAAGCAGAGCUCUGACAGCGAGCUGCUAUCACAACAACAGGCUGCCGCUCUGGCUGUAGCCGCGGCUGGGGGGACGGCGCUGGGCUCUGGGGGCCUGGGCUCUGCCUCCAUGUCUGGGCUAGCCCCCGGCAGGCCUCGCUACCUCUUCCAGAGGAGGUCCAAGCUGUGGGGAGACCCCGUGGAGCCUCGAGGCCCCGGGUUGGGGUUAGGGGUGGGGAGUCUGGGGAAUCUGGGAGGACUGGGGCUGGGGUUAGGUCUGGGACUGGGAAGUGAGGAAGGAUGGAAACCGUCUGUGAUGGGGGAGCUGAGUAGCAGACUACAGCAACUGAACAAAGACACUAGAUCACUGGGAGAGGAGCCUUUGGGGGCAUCUCUGGACCCUGGGAGGAAGUCACCUGUUACAGGUGCCAGACUUUUCAGCAGUCUAGGAGAGCUGCACACCAUUUCCCAGAGAAGCUACGGCACCACAUACACCAUCCGCCCAGGCAGCCGCUACCCGGUAACACGACGCACACCAAGCCCGGGCGCAGGCUCCCCUGACCGAGGGGAUCCGCUCGGGCGACUCACCGGAUUCGGCCUGCCCACUUCUCCCACCAUGCCUCCCCACACCAUCCUCAAGUCCUCCAGCCUCAGCCUGCCCCAUGAGCCUAAGGAGGUCCGCUUUGUGAUGAGGAGCUCCAGUGCCCGCUCCCGCUCCCCAUCUCCAUCCCCCUCUCACUCCCCCGGGCUGGGCUCUCCUCUCCUGGCUCUCAGGCCCUUCCACCAGAAGCCCCUCCACCUGUGGAACAAGUAUGACGUGGGGGACUGGCUGGAGAGCAUUAACCUGGGGGAGCACAGAGCAGGCUUCCAGGAGCACGAGAUUGAGGGCUCCCAUCUCCCAGCUCUGACCAAGGAUGAUUUUGCAGAGCUGGGCGUGACGCGUGUUGGACACCGCAUGAACAUCGAACGAGCGCUCAAACAGCUGCUGGAGAGCUGACCCCUGCCUUGAGACAGAGGAAGAGAGGGAGAGGAGAUAGGAGAUUAAGGGGACAGAGAGAAUUGGGGAGAAAUAAGUAAAGAGAGAGACAGCCUUCCCCUUUUACUCCGGCUAUAUGUGUAGGUCCUAUCAAUUCAUCUUUAAUUAGUUUUAUUGUAUUUGGAUACAGUUAUUGUUUUAAAAGAAUACCCUGCGCUCUAUACUGAAUUAUGAUAAUUUACUGUACAUGUUACCCACUUGUCUGCUGCCCACAUCAUUGCCUGCAGCCAAUCAGAUUCAGUCAGAUCAGACCUCAGACCACAGACCACUGGGUCGUUACACGAGUUCCAACUGGAACCAAUUCGAUUUGUAUUUAUUUGUGAAAGGUCAAGUGGAUGCCCUGGGACCCUGGUAGCCUGUAUCUUACCUCUCUACCUCUGUUUCUCCCACUCUCUCCCUCCUGUGCUCGGGGCCUCCGACGGCUUUCAUCGUUUGAGUAAAUAAGAAGGUUCCAAACGGAAAGUUCAGUUGCCUUUCAACAUAUUUCUACUGAGAUCAGCAGUGGCGAACACAGGACUAUGGACACAUUAGUGACACAGCUCUGAAAAAGGGCGUGUCUUCUCUCUACCUGCUCUUAUCUUUCAGCUGUUUGAGCCCAGAUGUGGAGCUCCGCCAAGGAGCCCAUAGGAGAAGCCCUUCCUUCCCCAGGACCCUCUCACAGAGCUCCGCCAAGGAGCCCAUAGGAGAAGCCCUUCCCUCCCCGGGACCCUCUCACGGACUGACUGUGCUAACUAUUAUAUUUGGAGAAUGUUUAACCAACACUAGUGGCUUUUUUUCAUAAUCAAACAAUUUGCUUUGGGUUUCCAAAGGGAAUAUUAUAGAUCUAAAUGAUAUAUGUACUUACAUAGCUUUGAGAAGAAAAGACCGAACGUUGCAAGAAGAAAUGUAAUAAAUGCAACUGUACCAGAAGAAGACAGAGAAAACACUUUCAAUUUAUUCCGACAAUAAUAAAGUCAUUUCUACCAGUUAUAUACAUAUAUAUUUGAAAGGAAAAAGUAUAUAUAUAUGAAAAUGACAUUUUGUCAUAAGUAUACAACUUUACUAAAACACUAUUGAUGGUAUUAUAUAUAAAAAUCCAGUGUUGAACCUUCAUUAUAUGGUCACCCUUUCCUGAACAGUAGCAUGAGAGUUUGCAUCAUGUUUUGGAAAGAGAGUUUGUUUUCUAAUUUGUUUUCUUACGGUCUUCCGUCACAUGCAAGGGCAUCCCAUAAUGUGAGCACGUGACCUAAAUUGACUCCCAUCCCUGUUGCCUUGGCUACAGAUCUUUGUCACUCAAAUUGGCUCAACUGCUAGACCUCCACCAUACUGUGUUCACCUGUCCUGUUUCACCCCUCCCCAAAUGACCCACCGGAUAACCAGGUCUCUCACAUCCAGCAUAGCUAGAGUCCUUUUAACAAACACUGGCUCUCUGUUGUCCAUCUGGCUCAGGAGAUGGGAUGUCAUCUGAGAGGUCUCAACCAUAUGAUCUACAAUUGUAUUCCCAUUGGCUGCCCUUGGUGACAGUCUGAGACAGUGGGGGUUGUUCUAUUGGCCUUUCUCUGAGAGAACACCAGUUGAUCCCUCCACCAGAAAGCAGCACCUUCACACCAGGUCAGCCAAAUAUGGCUAGGAGCCAGGCAUCUACCCCAGUUCUGUAUUGGACUGUCUUGGUAGUAGUGGUGGAAGGUUGAGUCUAGUGUGGAGGCAGAAGGGAUCGCCCUCAUUGGCUCACUGUGACCACCUGACCUUGCUCCAGUGUUUUGCCCCAGGGCUCAUUUGGGCUUUGGUUUGUUUUAUUCUUGUUUUUGUUUGGACGUUUGUUGAUGUGUUCCUCUUCUACACUGUGGGUAGAUUUUGUAGCUUGUGGAACAUAAUAUGUAUCAAAUUUAUUUUCACUCACGUGAUGUUUGGAGUGAAAAUUAAGAGAAAAAAACAGAUAUUCAAUCUGCUAAAAAGUACUUACACUUGUAAAUAUGAACAAACUACAAAUAUUAGCUUUUUAUAUUAAUCAAAAGCAAUGUAUAUAUGAUAGAUUUCAUAUAAAUUUUUGAAAAACAAAAAAUAUAUAGAUCUAUAUAUGAAUGUUUGGCAUAUAUGCAUAGUUAAACACCUGUGAGAAAGGUGAGAAGAUUUUAUUCUUUCUAUGAACUCUUGAACUUUUGAACUCUGAACUAUGAACUAGGGGAAGAUUUGCACAAAACAAGGUGCUAGCAUUAAAGCCACCCAUUGUCCAAGCACAUCUGGACACUAACUCUAACCAUCCAAUCAUCCCUUUCCACCAUACAUGUAUGUGUGCAUGUCAACAUCUGUGUGUGUGAGCGUGUAUGUGUGUGUGCGUACUUGGGAUAACAUUUGUGUUGUGUGUUUAUAUCUGAAAGUGUUCAUAAAGGUAUAGAUUUUAGGAGCUAGUCAGCUGUAGCCUUACUGUAAUACCGUCAGAAAUACCUGGCAUGGUUUGUCAUAGCCAACCCCAUUUAAUAAAUCUAACACCCUCACACAGGCACACAUAGACACAAACAUGCCCGAGCUCUCACAUUGUACUACCCUAUAUUGUCUUGGGAAUAUUGUCAUAUACAGGAAUUAGGAAAGUGUGUGUUUGCGAGUGCGAUGCGAGUGUGUGUUUUAUUAAAACAGAAAAUUCACCUGUCACCUUGGUGACAGGUGAAUGAAUUGAAUGUGUGAUUAUUUCACAUUUUGCCCCAGCUUGGUGGCUGUUUCUGUCUGGACUUGAGUGGUGGGCUUGUGUGACCUCAAGACACACCCCAUCACCUGAUGCAGUGAUGCAUCCCCUCCUCAUGCUAUCUGGCUGUACUCCUUUUUCCUUUUUCAGACUUUCAAUUUCUGAGUUUUAGAUAUGCUCUGUGAGGUGAUUUAAAGAGGACGAAAAACUAAGGAAAAAAACGUGCCAAAAAAUAAGAACUUUUAACUGUAUAUUUUAUUUAUCUUUGCUUUAGGACUACCUUAGUUACAAUGUUCUUGAGCUGUUACUCAAUAAUAUGGUGCCAUCUCCUGGAAAUCUUGAGAACUACAGACAUUCGUUUAGAUCCUCCACUGUAUGUACAGCACCUUUUUGAGGUGGGAAUACAGUCAUUUUUAUGUUUUGUAAAGGAAUAAUAAAUAUAUAUAGAUAUAUAUAGAUAUAACCAGAUAAUUGAUGAUUUUAAGAGCUUUGCAUUAACUUAAUUAAUUAAUUUCUAUUUAUAAACAAGGUAUUUGCUUGGUUUCACUGUGUUGAAGGUUGUUAUGAAGCUUGACUAAUUGCUCCCGAAAGAUGUUGAUUCGGAAAUACACACACGAACACACACAUACAGACACACACACACACACACACACUCAAAUAGAAAUCCAGUUGGAUCCCUUUUGUGAGUUUGCCAGUUUCAUAUGCAAACAACACUAUAGAACGGAGAAGUGAAACAAGACACAUCAAUCACAUUGUUGAGUUUUGCUGUAGGGUGAACCUAAUCUUCUUUUCUAAUCAACAAAGCACAAUCUAGAUGGUGAGAGGGAGUGGUGUAUCCUUUGUUUUUGAUCCACUGGGAUCUGGUGACCCUCUGGAUAUAGUGAUCGUAUCAUGAUUAAGGGGGUUUUACUUUCAAUGUCAAUUUUCUCCUUGUUUGCACUGUGAAGUUUAAUAUGGUGGGUCUAUCACUGUGACGGCAAAUCCUAGUCCUGCAGGAUUCCUCUUUCCCUCCUCAGCAACUAGCUCUGGUGGGCUGAAACAAUGUGAAUAGUUAAAGAUUUACAUGUUUGUGUAAACCUCCACGCACAUGCUAUCACAAACCCUAAUCCUACAUUGAGUCUCCAGUGUUAAAUGCAAGGGGAGGGAUGGGAUCAGAAAAGAUCAAUGGACAGCAGUGGACAAGAAUAAAACAACAGGGUUUGAAAAACAAAAUAACAUUGGGGAUUACCCCAAUGUUAUUGGGGUGUUUUAACUGCCCCCGCUAUAAAGAGUCGGACUAUUUCCUUUCAGCCCACAGGUUGUGUCCAUUCGAAGACAGAAAGGGGGAGUGAAGGAGGGAUACGGUAAGGCCACAGAUGUCAUUGUGAUAGCUCCACCACAGAGAUCUAUGUUUGUUAUCUUAUGUAAUAAAUUUAUAAUUAAAA